This is a messenger RNA of Chrysoperla carnea, 3232 nucleotides long. RefSeq lists its product as uncharacterized. The transcript has 3 exons. Bases 62 to 610 code for a protein of 182 amino acids. NCBI's taxonomy places the organism in Eukaryota, Metazoa, Arthropoda, Insecta, Neuroptera, Chrysopidae. The record is from RefSeq and is a predicted model, not a curated record.
AUAUAGUAGUGGUUGGAUCGUAUAAUUAUAAACUACAGUUUAAUUUAAUAAUCAUAUUAAAAUGAAAAAUUGUGUUGUAAAAAAUUGUAAAAUGAGAAUAAAGGGUUUAAAAAUAAAAAGAUCGUUAUUUAAAGUGCCAAAAAAUGACGAGAUGAAAAAAAAAUGGGAAGCAGCAAUACCAGACAUUUCAGUUUUAGAUAAUUACAAAUUUGUUUGUGAAAAACAUUUUAAGGCUGAAGAUAUCAUCAGGCAAAGAGAUUUCAGAAAUAACACUGGUGAAAUAAUUGGAGUGGGUAUUCUCAGACGACCGGAAUUACGAGAGACAGCGGUUCCGUGCUUGUUCGAAAAUGAUCAAGAGGAACCUGAAGAUGUGUCUAAAAAUCAAAAUAUUGAUGAAGAAUCAAUGAAUAAAGAAGUGCUAGAGAAUCCUAUGGAUAUUUGGAUUGAUGCGGACUUAUUAUUUGAGGGCAAAAAUCAAAAUAUCUCACAUAUUGUAGAAAAAAAUGAUCCUGGAUCAAUUGAAUAUGGUGAAGAAAAUUCUAAAGUAGAUGACAAAAAUUUGGAUACGAAUACCGAUAAAAAUUCUGCUACUAAUUGCAUAACAUUUUAAAAUAAUAUAAGUAGUAAUCCCACUUUAAUACCUAAUAAUUGGGCUGUUGUUAAUUUACCCUCGAAAAAUGAUGGGUAUUUUUUGUUUACUUAUUCGAAAAUGAUGAAUACUUCUGAAAUGGAAUAUCCUGUCUCCUAUCGGCAUGUAAAAUUGGAUGCAAAAAAAAAAAUGAAGUAUUUUAUUCACGGUCGUCUUGUGGAUUUGAAACUUUUAAAUAUGCGUUCUUCAUUAAUUAACAUUCAUGAUAUAAAAGAUAUUUUAUCCGUUUUUGAAAAUAAAUCAUUAUGUAACGGAUUCAAUGAAGUAAAUUUCGUUUUUUUAAAUUUAAAUGAUACAUUUCUUGAUUGUUUUGGGCAGUGGCAUAGCAAUAAAUGUACCUUAGUUGCAACGACAAAACGUUGUUAUAUCUGUGAAAAAUUACGACGAAUUCUAGUACAAAAGGAAACGAGAAAUAAAAAAUCAACACUUCUACGACACAACAUAGAAGGCCCAUUAACCUGAAAAAAAUUAAUAAGAAAACCGGAAAAAUAAAACAGAAAUUAUGACUAAAAAAACUCAUUGCCAUUUGAAGGCAAAUGUGCAGAAUUAGGAAUUGUAGUUUUUCAGAAAAUUUCAUUGAAAGAAAUAAUUUCCGCUGCGCCAAAAAAAUUAAAAGGUGGACGAUAUUCAAGUGAUCUGAUGUAUAUGUUAAUGCAUAUUCGAUCACCGUUGGAUGAUCAAUGUAUUGCCAUCAUAUUCUCUCAUAAAAUGUGGCUUCAAUCCUAAUUUUGUACAAAUAUUACAGAGGCAUUUUAAUAGCUAACAGCUAUUUCAGUGGAAUGGAAUAAUUACGUUAGAUGAAAUAAAUUUAUGAAAAUCGAUUAUAACAUGUGCACAAAAUUUGACUUAUGUCGGUUUAACUGAUUUUGGAAAAGAUGGUUCACAGUCGAGUCAAAUAAAAAAUUUAGCCAAAACUGAUCUUGUCAUGAUGUACCAGUCUUAAGCGAAAAAUUUUGUACAAACAUUUGAAGUUUUCGCCUCCGAAAACAGUGUACAUGGUAAGGUGCCAAAAUACACGGUUUGGUUGCAGACGGAGCAUCAAGAAACAAAAAAUAUUUUCUUUAUUGGGCGUUAAUGACUCAAUUGAAAAACUUAGUUUAUUCAUCCACUUGAUGAUACACGGAAAGUUUUCGGUUUCUCGGGCACAUGCCAUGUUUUCAAAAAUAUUCGUAAUCGCUUGUACAAUAACCAAAAAAUAAGGGUAAGCUUUUUAAUUGAUUGAUUAAAUAUUUUUUAUUAUUUUUUUGUGCUGAUGGGAUGAGAGUUACGUUGGCGAAACGGUGAUAUCCCGAGAAAUGAUUUUAAACUACAGAAAUCACAGAAGCGCUAUGCCAGUAUUUUGAUUCAAAAAUUUAUUAACUGGAAGAAUUAGUCAAGACAAUUUAGAAGUAUGUUCUUUUUUAAAUAUUAGUCAAUUAAUUAAAACAUUAAACAAAAUUUUCUGUUAAAAUUUUUGGAUAUUAUAGUUACACAAAUUGCUUUCAACUUACUGCGUUAUUAAGUCGCCAAAAUAUGGAAAUUGUACAGACACGGAAGAUUCUUAGAUUUAAUUACGUCGGAUUAAAUACAACGUAUUUUUAACGAUAAUAAAACGUUGAAAACCGUUGAAUCAAAAAAUAAAAUUGAAGGAAAGUUUGAAUGCUUAGAGCACGAAAAUUGGGAAGGUGACGACGUUAUACAAUUGAACCAUGAUUAUGCAUCAUCUCCAGCAUUAGUUUGCAUCAUUUAUUACGUUACGUUAUUUCUUUUGUGACUCACAAUUGUUCUCAUACUUUUGAAAAAAACAAUUAAUUUUUUUAUUAUGUAUGUUAUCAAAGGUAUGAAAAAAUGUUUGUUUUUAAUCUGAAAUUCAAGAAGAUAAUGAGACCAAAAUUUGCAUAAAUUUUACUAAUUAAUUUGUUUUAGAAUAUAUUAGCUACUCGGGAAAAAUGUUUGUAAGAAUCAGAAGUCAAUACCUUAGUUGAAAAGUCCGAUUCAAUUCCAUUGAAAAUGAAUCGGAAUGAAUACGAAAUAAAAAUUAUUUUUUUAUUCAUCCCGAUUCAUAAUUUAAGAGGAUUCCAAUCGAAAUGAAUGUGUGAAAUUAAAUUUACUAUUUAUUUCUAUUCAUUUUUAGUAGGAUUAAAUCGAACUUUAUUAUUAGAGCAAUUAGACCAGUAAUUAGAAAUUUUGUGUCAAUAUAAUCAUGCAUGCAAUGCAUAUAAUUUCAUUAUUUUAUGAUUAUUGGAGUAUACAAAAUUAUAAACUUGGGACCAAAUAUAUUAUUCAAUUUUUUUGCUGAACUAAAGCCAAAAGGGACUUACUUCUUGACUAUCAAUAUUAAAAACUUAAAGUGUAUGCACGCGUUGCAUUAUAUUUUCUUUACUGAACACCAUGUAAAAUUUUUAUCUAUGUAUUGUGUUGAUAAUGACUUUCGUUUAACACAUACAUCAGACAUAAAUCAAAAUAAAUAAAAAAACAUUGAAAUUAUAAAUUGGACGCUUUCAUAUACUGAAAAUCAAGAAAGGCUUAAGUGUUUCAAUCGAUACAAAGUUUCUAUUAGUGGCUGUUGAUUUUCAAUAAUUUAAUGUGCAAUAUACAAGUUGC